Ipomoea nil (Japanese morning glory) is the source of this 2017-nucleotide messenger RNA. RefSeq lists its product as uncharacterized. The coding region runs from base 535 to 1806 and encodes 423 amino acids. The record is from RefSeq and is a predicted model, not a curated record. The transcript has 6 exons. Lineage: Eukaryota; Viridiplantae; Streptophyta; Magnoliopsida; Solanales; Convolvulaceae. Gene Ontology annotation, molecular function: lipid binding.
UAUAUAUACACAUUGAAAUCUCUUCUCACAACCACAAUCACUCUCCACCGUACACCUUAUCUCUCUAUUUCCGCCAUUGAAAGCCACAAGCUUUUUUUUUUUUUUGGGUCUGAUCAAUUAUAUUUAUUUUUUAUUUGUUUAAGCUUGAUUUCCUGUUUAAUAGCAGGCCAGGAAGUGCAUAAGAAUAAUUCUUUUUGGGGGUGAGAAUCUUUAAAAUCUUGAAAAUCAAGGGAGUGAAGUGGAUUAAAACAGGGCCUACGAAAUUCUGAAGAAGACGCUCUCUCCUCACCGUUGCUAUCCUCUUUCGACUCUUUGAACACGCGUUUUUCCCCCUUUCUCAUAAUUUAUCUAGAGCCCUUUUUCCUCUUCAUCAAUUUUUUUUCUUCCCUUUCUCGGGAUAGUUUUGUGAAUCUCUAGGGUUCCAUCUUUUUUCUCUUCUUUUUUAUAAUUACCUGUAAACCCUCGAUUCUUUAAGGUCGAGGGGGGGUUUAUUCAUUUCUGGGUGGGUUGUUCUUGAAGUUUGUUGUAAACACAAUGGUUUUGGUAUCGGCUUUGUUGGGUAUUUUGCAAAAACCCACAAUAGGGGAUGUAAUAAUUGAGAUGAUGCUGUUUAUGGCACCUAUUUGGAUUGCGAUUGUUGUUGGGGUGCUGGUGGGUUGGUCAUGGAGGCCCAGUUGGGCUAAUACGAGUGGCGUUAAAGAUUGCUUUGACUCUACCCUCUUGUCUUCUUCAAAGACAUUUUCUUCCCGGAUUAGCUUGCAAAACGUGUUGACUGGUUUAACUUCCAUGAAAUCGCAAUUGCCCAGCUGCGUUUCUUGGAAUUCUGAGGCGGAAACUUCAGCUCCGAUUCCUCACCAGUGUUCAUUGCAGCCAAAAAGUGAAAAAUCGGUUCUUGUUGAUGAUAAUGACCUUCAUCAGUUAUCCCAACUAGUAGAAGAGAACGAUGGAGGCCCUGCUUGGAUUCAAAUGAUGGAUCGGUCAACACCUAACAUGACUUAUCAAGCUUGGCGCCGAGACCUUCAGAGUGGACUUCCCCAGUAUCGCAGUAGAAGUGUAUAUGAGGACGUCACGCCAGAAAUGGUGAGGGAUUUCUUUUGGGAUGAUGAAUUUAGGCUAAAGUGGGAUGACAUGCUCUUACAUGCUGAAACCUUGGAGGAAUGUCCCACUACUGGAACCAUGAUGGUUCAGUGGGUUCGCAAGUUUCCGUUCUUCUGUAGUGAUAGAGAAUACAUCAUUGGCCGUCGAAUUUGGAAGUCAGGACAAGCAUAUUACUGUGUCACCAAGGGCGUUCCUUGCUCAUCCGUGCCACGGCGUAAUAAACCAAGGCGUGUUGAUGUAUAUUAUUCAAGUUGGUGCAUUCGUCCAGUUGAAUCGAAGAUAGAUGGGCGACUGACAGCAUGCGAGGUGCUACUCUUUCAUCACGAAGACAUGGGCAUUCCUUGGGAAAUCGCUAAACUUGGCGUUCGACAAGGCAUGUGGGGAGCUGUGAAGAAGAUAGACCCUGCUCUACGCGCAUACCAGAAGCACAGAGCCUCGGAAGCUCCACUUUCGCGCGCUGCAUCCAUGGCCCAAAUCAACACCCAAUUCAGCGUCGACAAGCUGAGGUCAUUGGAGGGAGAGAAGAGUUUAGCGGAGGUCGAGAACCUGGAUACACCACAGAAGCCUGCAGCAGGGAGGAACGUGCCAAAAUUGCUCCUUGUUGGUGGAGCGAUCGCCCUGGCUUGUAGUCUUGACCGCGGGCUUUUGACUAAAGCCGUUAUAUUUGGCGUUGGGCGAAGGUUCGCGGGGAUUGGGAAGCGGUGCUGAAGCCAUGGUUGCAUGGAUUGAGUUUGUUGUAUGUAAAGUUUAACAGGAGUGGAGGGGGUGUAAUAAUGGUAGGUAGGGGAAUUCCAGUCCAACUUACUCUAGUAAGGCUCAUAUAAUUUUAACUUACUCAAGUUAGACAAGGAGAAUGUAUCCCAUAGGUUGUAUUCACUAAAGAAUUAAUGAAAGAACCAUGGUAGAUUCCUAGUACUCA